GCCGCACACUCCCAUUAUGCCCGCUCUCCGCUGUGGCCGCGCCGCUGGCUUAGCACAGCGGCCGCUUCCCUCGCUGCCCGCUGCCCGCUUCGCUCCCCGCCCGCUGCCCGCGGCGCUGCCGCAGCCUCCGCGGACGCGCCCCCGCCUCUCUCCGCCCGCCCCCUCCCCGCCGAGCCCGUGGCUGCUCCCCGCUCCGGCCCUUCCCGCGGCGGCGGAGGGGGAGUGUCCUGGGCGGCGCGCACAGCCCAGCCCAGCCCAGCGCGGCGGCGGGGGAAUGGGCAGCCGCGGGGAGGAGAAGCGCCGGGCGGGCGGCGGAGCGGGCGGGCUGCCGGGGCGCAGCCGGCGGCGGCAGCGGUGGCCGGGCAUGGGGCCCCCGGGCGGUCGCGGCGGCUCCGGCGCCCGCGGCAGCCUGCAGCACUUGCUCCUCUUCCUGCUCUUCGUUGGGCCUUUCAACUGCUUUGCCAGUUACAGCCGCGCCACUGAGCUCUUCUACAGCCUCAACGAGGGGCUGCCUGCUGGCGUGCUCAUCGGCAGCCUGGCCCGUGACCUGCGGCUCCCAACAGCUGGUGGCCAGAACCCUGCUUCUCUGCAGCCCCCACUCUCCUUCACCCUGGCCUCCCAUGGCUUGGGGGGACAGUAUGUGCAGCUGGACAACCGCUCUGGAGAGCUGCACACCUCAGCUGUGGAGAUAGACCGGGAAGCUCUAUGCGUGGAAAGCAGUGAGGCCACCAUCUUCGGAGGAUCAGCUGCUGUCUCCUCUUCCUCUCCCUCAUCGGAGUCAUGCCUACUGCUGCUGGAUGUGCUGGUACUGCCACAGGAGUACUUUCGCCUGGUGAAGGUAAAAAUUGCUAUCCGUGAUGUCAACGACAAUGCACCCCGCUUCCCAGUGCCCCACAUCCGACUCUUGGUGCCUGAGAAUGCACCUGUGAACACUCGCCUGGCGAUCGAGCACCCCGCCCUUGACCCUGACAUGGGCACCAAUGGCGUCCAGACCUACCGCCUGCGAGAUAACUAUGGUGUCUUCACCCUGGAUGUGGAGGAGAAUGAGAACGGGGAGAGGACACCCUACCUGAUUGUUAUGGGGACACUGGACAGGGAGACACAGGACGAGUAUGUCACAGUCAUCGUCGCUGAGGAUGGGGGGACUCCUCCGCUCGUGGGCAGUGCCACCCUCACUAUUGGCAUCAGCGACAUCAAUGACAACUGCCCCCAGUUCAAUGACUCACAGCUCAAUGUCACCCUUUAUGGGAAUUCCAGCCUGGGGACACACGUGGCUACUGUCCACGCGGUGGACAUGGACCUUGGAUCCAACGCCCAGAUCACCUACUCCUACAGCCAGAAGGUCCCCCAGCCAUCCAGAGACUUGUUCCAUCUGAAUGAAAGCACAGGAGCCAUCACACUCUCCACUAAAGUUGAUGGGGCCACUCCAAGGCUACACAGGCUGAUCAUACUGGGCAACGGUCCUGGCUGUAUUCCUGCCGUGAUCACUGUGCUGGUCACCAUCAUCAAAGUCAUGAUGAGGCCACCUGAAGUUGUUCCUCGUUUCAUAGCUAAUGAAGUGGAAGGGGUGGUCUACUUAAAGGAACUCGAGCCUAUCAACACACCUGUAGCAUUUUUUACCAUCAAAGACCCUGAUGAAAAAUACAAAGUCAGUUGCUAUUUGGAUGGUGAUGGGCCUUUCAGACUUUCACCGUACAAGCCAUACAACAAUGAAUAUCUGUUGGAGACCACAAAGCCUUUGGACUUUGAGACACAGCAGCUGUAUGAAAUCUCCGUGGUUGCAUGGAACUCAGAAGGAUUUCAUGUCAGGAAAGUUGUCAAAAUACAGGUUCUGGAUGACAACGACAAUUCACCAGUUUUCUCUGAACAACUGAUAGAAUUGUCCAUUGAGGAGAACAAUGUUCCCAAUGCUUUUUUGACCAAACUGCAUGCUACUGAUGCUGACAGUGGAGAAAGAGGGCAAGUGUCCUAUUUCUUAGGUCCUGAUGCCCCUUCCUAUUUUGCUUUAGAUAAAACCACAGGAGUUCUUACAGUUUCCACCCAGCUGGACAGAGAAGAAAAAGAGAAAUACAGAUAUACUGUCAAAGCAGUAGAUUCUGGAUUCCCUCCAAGAGAAUCAAUAGCAACUGUCACCAUCACUGUAUUGGAUAAAAAUGAUAACAGUCCAAGAUUUAUCAAUAAGGAUUUCAGCUUUUUUGUGCCAGAAAACUUUCCAGGUUUUGGUGAAAUUGGAGUUAUAAGUGUCACAGAUGCUGAUGCAGGGCAAAAUGGAUGGGUUGCCCUUUCAGUUCUGAAUGGAAGUGAUAUUUUUGUUAUAGAUACUGGAAAAGGAGUUUUGAGAGCUAAAGUCUCCCUGGACAGGGAGCAGCAAAGCUCCUACGUUCUGUGGAUUGAAGCAGUUGAUGGCGGUGAUCCUGCCCUGUCUUCUACAGCAAAAAUAACUAUCCUUCUUCUGGACAUAAAUGACAACCCUCCUUUGGUCUUGUUUCCUCAGUCUAAUAUGUCUUACUUGUUAGUCCUUCCUUCUACCCUUCCUGGCUCUCCCAUCACCGAGGUCUAUGCUGUCGAUAAGGACACUGGCAUGAAUGCAGUCAUAGCUUACAGUAUCAUAGGAAGAAGAGGCCCUCGACCCGAGUCGUUUAGGAUUGACCCCAAAACUGGUAAUAUCACCUUGGAAGAGUCACUGAUGCAAAAUGACUAUGGCCUCUAUCGGCUGCUUGUAAAAGUUAGUGAUCACGGCUACCCAGAACCCCUCCAUUCCACUGUCAUGGUGAACCUUUUUGUCAAUGAUACCGUCAGCAAUGAGAGCUACAUCGAAAGUUUGUUAAGGAAGGAGCCUGAUAUCAGUGUAGAAGAAAAGCAACCUCAAAUAUCCAUAGAGCCUACACAUAAAAAAAUGGAGUCGGCAUCCUGCAUGCCUACCUUGGUAGCUCUUUCAAUAAUAAGCUUGGGUUCCAUUGCUUUAGUAACAGGGAUGGGAAUUUACAUUUGUCUAAGAAAAGGGAAAAAGCAUCACAGAGCAGAUGAAAACUUGGAAGUACAAAUCCCAUUAAAUGGAAGAAUUAACCUGCACAUGUUGGAGAAGAAACCAGUGGAGAUUUCUAACAUUUGAUGUUUCUUUGUGUGUAAGUCCAACAUCUGAAAAACCCCGGAUGACACUAAAGCACCUAGCUGUAGGUUGUAUUGACAGAGGUUGCAAUGAAGGACUGCUAAUUUAUAACUUAAUAAUAUUAUAAUUGUAAAUAGCUGUUUACAGUUUUCUAAAUUCAAUUUCAGUGUACAGAUUUUUUAUGAAAUGUUAGUAACUAACAGCUAGCACCCUGACUAUAAAACCAUGGACAUCAUUUCCAGCUUUCAUAAAUCAAUAAGACCAGUGAACAUAAAAAGGGUGAAGGUAAGAUGAUUCUUUUAAACUCAUGUUUUAAAAGUCUUUUUAACCACGAGAGGGCAUCAGAUGCUCCUGAGCAGGGAACUGUUCGAGGUACUGUCCAUGAGAUAAACAGAAUAUAUUUUAAAUACAUUGAUUUUAAUAUAAAAUACCUAUUGGCAUACAGACAUUUAACCACUACAAAAAAAAAAAAAAAAAAAAAAAAAAAAGGUCUGUCCCGAUGUAUGUAUAAUAAAGAGAAUAAAUAUGUUAAAAUG
Molecule: messenger RNA, 3645 nt
Organism: Prinia subflava (tawny-flanked prinia)
Lineage: Eukaryota; Metazoa; Chordata; Aves; Passeriformes; Cisticolidae
Gene: PCDH20
Product: protocadherin 20
Exons: 2
Coding region: 17-3112 (1031 amino acids)
Biological process (GO): homophilic cell-cell adhesion
Cellular component (GO): plasma membrane
Molecular function (GO): calcium ion binding
Source: RefSeq, a predicted model, not a curated record